UUAAAGGAGGCCAGAAGAGGGUGCCCGCAACGGUAAAUUCGGAUCAAUAGAGAAACAGCUACAUGUGAAACACAGACAAAGCUCCCGGACAUUAUUUCAGUAGAGUGAGAAAAUGGAUGACUUCUCAGCCAGCUCAUGAAGAGUUUUCCCCUACUGAAAGAGAUGGCGUAGAUCAAAGCACUCUAACAGCCAGAGGAGCUGCCAUGGACAUCCUGGCUGGAAUAGAGCUCCCCCCAGUGAAAGACUUUGACCGAAAAGUGGAGGUCAGAGCAGAGAAACGCGAACACCUGCGAGGACGUAACAACGCGACUUCAUGUCGCAGCCCUACGAGAGAGUUAGACACAAGACUGAUCAAAAAUGAACUGAAAAAAAAGAGGCAGCUGGAAUUUCUGAGGAGGAGAUCAGUGAGCCCAGAGCUGUGUGGUCCGUCUUCAAGGAUAAAACCUUCACCGAGGACAUUCUCAGUGACACAUCACAGUUCAAGCAGCAAGUUACAGACAUUUCAUUCAAAUAUCCAAACUACUCCCACCGCUAAUGGACAUCCAAAGAUGAUUUUAACACCAGACAGCGGUGAAAUAGAUGGUCCCAGCAGCAGCACAUGGGCUUCAUUAUGGCCAGAGCAGGUAACACUGAUGAGGCAAGAGAAAGGCCAUUCAAGGAAGCAAGCGUCUACCUCCACAACAGUGACAAUGGAGUCAAAGCAACACAGGACGAAUAGAGAGAAAAGUAUUAAUGCUCAAAAGACAAACAUCAAAACAUUGAUCCGAACAGAAAAUAUUCAGCAGAAAUCCUCCCACCAAACUGAAAAUAUUCUCCAAAAAAAGACAUUUCGGGAGGCCGGUGUGCAGACAGAGUCUGGCCUCGUCACCGUCAAAGAAUCAGAUGUCAAGCGGUUAGCUGACUACCUGCAGGAGGCUCUGUGGCGAGAGGAGGCCAUGAAGAAGAAGCUGGCGGCCCUCCAGGAGAGCACGUCAAACCUUCUCAACUCCACAAACAUAGUGUGGACGGCUCGCUGCAGUGAAGACCUGCUGAGAAACAAGAUCAAGGUUCUAGAGUCGCAGCUGCAAGUCUGCCUUCAGAAGUUUCCAAAAGAUGGAGUGAAGAAACUAGUGGUACAGAUGGAGAAGCAGAAGCUGAUAUAUGAAGAGAAAGCCCUGGUGGCCCUGCAGAAGGCCACACAGGAGAAAACUGAGGCUGUCAGCAAGGCCGAGACACUGCAGGGAUCGCUAAUUACAGCCAAGGCAGAGGCACUGAGGUGGCAGAGCCUGUAUGAAGAGCUGAAGCUGAGCUCUGGACAACUCAGGGAGAACCAGCACCUCAGUAAUGAGCAGCUGCAACAGCUGCACAGCCAAGUGGAGCUAUCCAGAGCCAGAGAGGCCGAGCUGAGGGAGGAAGUGGGGUUGUUACGACAAGAGAAGAAGGACCUACAGUACAACAUUCGCCUGCUAGAAGAAGAUAACCAGGUUUUAAGAGAGGAAAGCGAGCAGCUUAGAGAUGGCGACAAUGAGAGCCAGGACUUCAUGAUGCAGGACUGUCUGACGUCAGAGGAAGCAGAGUCACAGCUGACGCCGAGGAGAGACACUCAGGCGGAGGAGCAGCUCCGUUACACUGAGGAGAAACUCCGGCUCAAGGAGAGAGAGUGUGAGGAGCUGCAGACAGAGCUGCAUGCCAUGGAGCAGGAGUGUCAAUCCAGCCAGGCCCGGCUGUCGCAGUGCAGGGACGAACUCCGGCAACUCAGCCACAGACGCAGGAAACCGACUCCAUCUGGCUCCUGGUGGAGGGUGUUUACGUUCUUCCUUCUCCUCCUCGCUGUGGCGGGGGUUGCCAUGUUGUGGCUGUGGCAUCCUCCUUUCAGGGAGCAAGUUGAAGACCUCUACUCAGACAUAGAGACACGCAUAGAAGACUAUCUCUUGGAAAUGGCCUCUCCUCAACACUCAGGCUGUUUUAGACCAAUAUGAUAAUGUCAUUGCUCGGGAAUGUAAUUAUAAUUAUUUAGUUGUUGUUGUUGUCGCUGUUGUUUUAAAAUAAGACUUGUAUUGACUGCAUAUGUUUGCAUUUCAUAUUUUAUAAAGUGUGUGGGAUGUGUCGACAUGUGGAGGAUGUGCUCUACAUGUGUGCACAAAGUUGAAAUACACAUGCAGUGUGAAAAAUGUGUUUUUAAGAAACUGUGAGUCAAUAAUAUCAACAGAAUAGUUAGGAGUAGAAAAAUAUCCUUUGUACUGUAAACAGUAUUUUUAGUCAACAACACCACUUUGAAUAUUAAAAAAUAUAUAUAUAUAUUUAACAUCCAAGUAAUCCUUUCAACUCCUGUGGGAAGGAAUUACAUCAGUACUAUGGGGAACUGGAGAGUUGUAGAUUCACUGUUGCUUUAAAAAGAGAGAGUGAGCACAAUAAAAGAGCUGUUUAGUGUUUUAUAUUA
Molecule: messenger RNA, 2419 nt
Organism: Seriola dumerili (greater amberjack)
Lineage: Eukaryota; Metazoa; Chordata; Actinopteri; Carangiformes; Carangidae
Product: TRAF3-interacting JNK-activating modulator-like
Exons: 15
Coding region: 117-1958 (613 amino acids)
Source: RefSeq, a predicted model, not a curated record